Messenger RNA from Gasterosteus aculeatus aculeatus (three-spined stickleback), 2398 nucleotides. RefSeq names its product dual specificity phosphatase 1 (gene dusp1). Gene Ontology annotation, cellular component: nucleus; cytoplasm. The record is from RefSeq and is a predicted model, not a curated record. Lineage: Eukaryota; Metazoa; Chordata; Actinopteri; Perciformes; Gasterosteidae. Gene Ontology annotation, molecular function: MAP kinase tyrosine/serine/threonine phosphatase activity. Gene Ontology annotation, biological process: negative regulation of p38MAPK cascade; endoderm formation; protein dephosphorylation.
GGCUCCUCAUUCACAGGCCAGCGCGGUAUAUAAGCGCGUCUGGAAGCGCUCAGAGGCAGAAGCAACUCACGCUAAAGCGACUCGGCAAACUUUUAAAGAAGAACCACCGAAGCCACCGGAUUCAAUCAAAAAGGGCGAAACGAGUAACUUCGAUCAUUUAAAAACUUUUUUUAUGUUCUAAGCCAACGAACCGGAACAGCGCUCUCGCCGCUUCACAUUUUCCUGUUGGGGAAAAAAGCCUUUGUUUUGUUUUGUUUUGUUUUGUUUUCUUCUCUUCCUCCUCACAACCAACCCGAACUUCCGCCUUCCUCCCCGUACGCGCUUUAUGUAUUUGGAUUUACCGCUUAUAUCCCGCCGCCCUACUAUGGUCGUAAUGGAGGUGCCCACUAUCGACUGUGAGUCCCUCCGCUGCCUGCUGGAGGACGACGUCCCGGGCAGCCUGGUGCUGGACUGCCGCUCCUUCCUGUCCUUCAACUCGUCGCACAUAUCGGGCUCCACCAACGUGCGCUUCAGCACCAUAGUGCGCAGGAGAGCCAGGGGGGGGCUGGGACUCGAGCACAUCGUCCCCAACGAGGACACCCGCGGCCGGCUGCUGUCCGGGGAGUACCAGGCGGUCGUGCUGCUCGACGACCGCAGCUCGGACUUGAGUCAGGCGAAGAAGGACGGCACGCUGAUGCUCGCCGUCGCGGCCCUGUGUCGCGACCGCUGCGGGGCCAGGGUGUUUAUUCUGAAAGGUGGCUUUGAGAUGUUUUCCGCCGAGUACCCAGAGGCCUGCACCAAGCCCCCCCCCCCACAAGGGCUCAGUUUGCCCCUGAGCUCCAGCCGCCCCGAGAGCGCGGACCCCAACUGCAGCCCGUGCAACACUCCCCUAUAUGACCAGGGGGGUCCUGUGGAGAUCUUGCCUUUCCUCUACCUUGGCAGUGCUUACCAUGCUUCAAGAAAAGACAUGCUGGACAUGCUGGGGAUCACUGCCCUGAUCAACGUCUCCGCCAACUGUCCCAACCACUUUGUGGACUCUUUCCUCUACAAGAGCAUCCCCGUGGAGGACAACCACAAAGCCGACAUCAGCUCCUGGUUCAGCGAGGCCAUCGAGUUUAUCGACUCGGUGAGAAAUAAAGGAGGCCGCGUGUUCGUGCACUGUCAAUCAGGCAUCUCCCGCUCUGCCACCAUAUGCCUCGCCUACCUGAUGCGGACCAACCGCGUCAAGCUGGACGAGGCCUUUGAGUUUGUCAAGCAGCGGCGCAGCAUCAUCUCGCCCAACUUCAGCUUCAUGGGUCAGCUGCUGCAGUUCGAGUCCCAGGUCCUGGCCUCGUCCACGUGCUCCUCGGAGGCGGGCAGUCCGGCAAUCGGCAACAACAGCACGGUCUUCAAUUUCCCGGUUUCGAUCCCUGUGCACACCUCCGCCGGUCAGCUCUCCUUCCUGCACAGUCCCAUUACCACGUCUCCCAGCUGCUGAGGGAGCUGUGAGGAGCUCCGACCCGGUUCGGACUUGAACUGCAUCGCACAAGUGCCCUCUGCCAAGAGCACUGCCCAAAAGGCACGAGGCUCGAGUGCAACCGUUUCCUUGUGACACGAGGAUCACUGUGCCGAAUGUGAACUGGUCUCUGGGCUCUGUUCGUUUGACUCUGCGAUCUGCUGGGCAAAUCUCCUGUAAAACAGCCUCAUCAUUUCAAAAGGGAGUUCCUCCUAAAUGUGAAUGUUAUCCGCAGAUUUAAUCUGACUUGACUUUGGGGGGGGGAGUGGCUGAAAGAGUAGUUUAAUUUAUUCCUCUAGAGGAAGUUAGAAGUAUCUGAAUAUUCUUUAUUCAACUGAUCUAUUUUUUGUUUUUAUCCUUUCAUGAAGGAAAAUGCUUCUGAUAAUCAUAAUCCUUUUUUAACAAAAUGGAGAGGACAAACCGUUGUCUCAGGAACGUUGACUUAUCCUCUCAAAUGUCUCCUUGGCUUUCUGUGCUGGUUAAAGAAGGCCAAGGCAUGGAAGUUGCUCCUUCAUUCGACAAACAAUGAAUGUAGCCCCCCCCCCUCCUCCCGACACACACACCUUCUUUUCAGUGUAGAUGUCGCAGGAAUGUUCAGUUUGAGAGUUGAAUUGGUGCAAAUGCAAAUACUUACCUUUCAAGACCUCAUGGAACCGUGACGAUCCUGACUCAUUGGGGAGAUGGACCAUUUUAUACCUCAUGUAUCUACUGUGUACUGCAGCGCUGAGACAGACAGAAAACUCAACUACUCAAAUGAGGACAUAUACUCCUCGGUGCCUGCAUCCUGACAUAUUUAUUGAACUAAAGUAAUAUAUUUCUCUAUCAUAUCUAUUUUUGCAUACGUUUGAAUGUUUAAAUUCUUUUUUUCUUUUUUUUUAAUACGUUUUAAUAAAACUCCUGACUUUUGUAUUCAGUUGAAGUUCA